Molecule: messenger RNA, 2400 nt
Organism: Eutrema salsugineum
Lineage: Eukaryota; Viridiplantae; Streptophyta; Magnoliopsida; Brassicales; Brassicaceae
Product: protein REDUCED WALL ACETYLATION 3
Exons: 16
Coding region: 401-2023 (540 amino acids)
Biological process (GO): xylan biosynthetic process; xyloglucan metabolic process; plant-type secondary cell wall biogenesis
Cellular component (GO): Golgi apparatus
Molecular function (GO): acetyltransferase activity
Source: RefSeq, a predicted model, not a curated record
AAACUCAACUUUCCGGGAAUUAUUACCUAAGGGAAAAAUAACGAACGGAGCCAUCGCCAAACCAACAACCGUUCGGGUGAGCUAGACGAGAACGACGUCGCACCCGCCAUUUUCUCCAUCCUUGAAGCAAUAGCUUCUUCACUUCAGAUCUCUUCUUCAUCCUCUUCUUCUCCUUCUUCUUCUUCUUCUCCGUCUUCUCUCUUCGUACCUUCCUCUCUCUCCAUGUUCUACUGUAUUCUCUAGGGUUUCGGAUCCUUUGCCUGUUUUCGAGAGGUCGAAUUCGAUACCUUAGAUCCGGCGGUGGAGUGGAAAUCGCUUUCGCUAUCUCUUCCCAUCAUUUUGGGUUUCUACUGUCUGAUUUUUUUGAAAAUCUGAAGAUUCUCUUCGUGGAUCCAGCAAAAUGGCGGAUUCCGAGCCAAUUUCGCCUGGCCAGGUUUCGUUUCUGCUCGGAGUCAUCCCUGUCUUCAUAGCAUGGAUAUACUCAGAGUUUCUAGAGUAUAAGAGGUCUUCAUUGCACUCUAAAGUUCAUUCAGAUAAUAAUUUGGUUGAACUGGGUGAGGUGAAAAACAAGGAAGAGGAAGUAGCAGUUUUACUGGAAGGAGGUCUUCCAAGAUCAGUCUCUUCGAAGUUCUAUAACUCGCCUAUCAAAACGAACUUGAUUAGGUUUCUGACGCUGGAUGACUCUUUCUUGAUUGAAAAUCGAGCAACCUUGAGAGCAAUGGCUGAGUUUGGGGCGAUUCUUUUUUACUUCUAUAUUUGCGAUCGAACGAACUUGCUUGGAGAGUCGAAAAAGAAUUACAACCGAGACCUUUUCCUCUUUCUCUACUGUCUGCUCAUCAUAGUGUCAGCCAUGACAUCCUUGAAGAAACACAAUGACAAAUCACCAAUUACAGGGAAAUCCAUCCUCUAUCUUAAUCGUCACCAGACUGAAGAGUGGAAGGGAUGGAUGCAGGUUCUAUUUCUGAUGUAUCAUUACUUUGCUGCGGCUGAGAUAUAUAAUGCAAUCCGAGUCUUCAUCGCUGCCUACGUCUGGAUGACUGGUUUUGGGAACUUUUCUUAUUACUAUAUCAGAAAGGAUUUCUCCCUAGCACGAUUCACUCAGAUGAUGUGGCGUCUUAACUUAUUCGUGGCUUUUAGCUGCAUUAUUCUCAAUAAUGAUUAUAUGCUAUACUACAUCUGUCCAAUGCACACUCUGUUCACUCUAAUGGUGUAUGGAGCCCUUGGUAUCUUCAGUCGGUAUAACGAAAUACCAUCAGUAAUGGCUGUGAAGAUUGCUUCAUGCUUUCUUGUGGUCAUCUUAAUGUGGGAGAUUCCUGGAGUUUUUGAGAUUUUCUGGAGUCCUCUUACAUUCUUACUGGGAUACACUGAUCCAGCUAAACCAGAUCUACCGCUUCUACAUGAAUGGCACUUUAGAUCAGGACUUGACCGCUACAUAUGGAUUGUUGGAAUGAUAUAUGCCUAUUUCCAUCCCACUGUAGAGAGAUGGAUGGAGAAAUUGGAGGAGUGUGAUGCCAAGAGAAAGAUAUCAAUAAAAACAAGCAUAAUUGCAGUUUCCUCCUUCGUUGGUUACCUAUGGUAUGAAUACAUCUACAAGCUUGACAAAGUUACCUACAACAAAUAUCAUCCCUACACAUCAUGGAUUCCAAUAACUGUCUACAUCUGUCUACGAAAUUCCACACAACAGCUGCGAAAUUUCUCCCUGACACUAUUUGCGUGGCUCGGCAAGAUCACUCUGGAGACCUAUAUUUCUCAGUUUCACAUCUGGUUAAGAUCGAAUGUGCCUAAUGGACAGCCUAAGUGGCUAUUAUCCAUCAUUCCAGAAUACCCAAUGCUCAACUUCAUGCUCACCACGGCCAUCUAUGUCUUGGUGUCUCAUCGGCUUUUCGAGCUUACCAAUACUUUAAAGUCUGUUUUCAUACCCACAAAAGAUGACAAGAGGCUGCUCCACAACGUCCUCGCUGGAGCUGCCAUCUCUUUCUGUUUAUAUUUAACCGCUCUCAUUCUUCUUCAGAUCCCACACUAACCAUGAGGGACUAUAAACAUGUGGAAAACAUGAAUCUCAUAGAGGUUUCUAUGUCAAACUUGUUAAAUAGUUACGACACACGUCUCAUAUCGACAAUAAAGAUUUGUUUUCGAAGAUGAGUAAUUUUUGAAGCUUGCCAGAUGAAGCGUCUUUUGAGUAAUUGAAACAAGAGAGGUUUCAGAUAAUGGCUGAUCAAAGUGAAGCAUCUUGUGGCAUUUGGACGGCAUCAUCUUAGUUUUCUCUCUUUUCUGUUGUAAUUUUGCCAUAAGUUUCCAAUAUAUAGUUUCAUUUGCCUUUUUGUUCCUCUGUAUUGCUAUAUUGUCAAAAUACAGAACAAAUAUCAUCUACCAUUUUUUUUACCAGAAUGGAUUACUCAA